UUAAAUUGAUGGAGCUUACGGCUUUGAAAUAAAAUAUACAAAUUUUCUUUUUAAAGUGUGCACGAUGGACGUUACCGCGCGAGCACAUAAUAAUAUUGAAUACUAACUAACAAUAAAAGAAUAUCAAAAGAAGUUGUCGUUUCUGACAACGUUAAAUAUAAUCAAAGUAAUGGUUAUAAAUAAUUAAAGCUUUCUAAAUUGUACGGUAUAUAACUAAGCUCUCAUACAAUGCUCUCCGCAUUCUUUUUAUGUAGGUAGGUACGAUUUAUCGUGCUUUAGUACUACAGCAAUACUGAGCAGAAAUGGAGUUAUAUAACCAAACAUUUAAUAUUAUUUUAUUUCUUGCUAUAUCUUGUCAUGGUUUUGAUGCAUCGGCAUUCUAUGUCGAGAAAGAGACGCAAAAUGUCUUAUCAAUGUCAUUUACUCAUUGUGACCAAACCAUUUUCAUUGAUAUCGACAAUGAAACCAGUGUUAUUUUCAAAAACAACCUAAUUAAAUAUAUACACGAUUUAAACCAUUCCGUUAUUUUGGUAAAUCAAGUGCCAAGUUUUAUUUCUAGCGGAAAAAUAAUGAUACUUGCAGAAAACCCAAAUAUUGUCUUUACUACUAAAUUCCUAAAUACAAGUGUGCUUGACAGUCCAAUACUGGAUUCUUUGCUAAAUUCACAUUGGUCAGCAUUAUUUAUUAUUGUAACUACUGAAGAUAGCAUAUAUAAUUGUGAUGACGGAAUAUUAAACGAAGACGCUUUCUAUAACAUUGAAGAAUUUCUAAACGAUAUGUGGUACAAACAUCGCAUUAUGCAUGUUUUCUUAAAUCUGCCGUAUGUUUGCCCAAACAAAUAUGUCAUAUAUGAUAGCUUAAAAUUAACCGAAGGGGAAUUGUACAACAGGACCAUUAAACUUGUUCGAGAAGAACAUUUACCAGGAACUAUAUCACGUAAAUCAGCUAGAAUGUUAACUAAAAACUAUCCCCUUAGAGGCAAUAUCUUUGAUCGGUUUCCUACUUCUAUUCAGAAAUGUGAAGGUACCAAUAUCUACAUAAAGACCAGUAAGGAAACCAGUGGCGGGUAUUGCGGAUUGGACGGACUCGUAAUGUCAGAUAUAGUGAGCCACUUUGAAUUUAAUUUAUCGUUACCCUAUUUGGGCGCGGACUCCGUGAAGUAUGGGUAUCAGCAGCAGGACGGGACUGUAACUGGCAGCCUGGGACACAUAGUGAGAAGAGAUGUGGACUUUUCUUUCAACUCGCGGUUCAUGACGACAUAUACCACGGGGCAACAGGCAUACAGAUUUGCAUUUCCCGUCGCAACUGAUGAUGUUUGCCUUGUUUUGAAACAGCCUGAAGAAGAACCCCUUUGGCGGUACCCUAUCAAUGCAUACACUGUUCUGCAGUGGGUCUUUAUUCUUGCCUGCCUUUCUAUCAUUGGCUUUAUAAUGUGGGCAUUUGCAAAGAUCCAAAAUAAAAUGAAUAAUACUAGAGCUGCUACACUCCUGUCUUACGUCCUGAACUCUAUACAUGCUGGAUUGUUUGGGUUCUUUUUCAAACGAAGAAAUAACUUACUUCUGUUCAGAGUUAGCUGUUUGUAUGCUUCAAUAAUGCUGCUCGCGGAUUAUCAGGCAAGUCUUCGUAUUGUUUUCUUUAUUUUGCUUAAAUCAUGCUCUUCUAUCAUCUGAGGCUU
Molecule: messenger RNA, 1675 nt
Organism: Leguminivora glycinivorella
Lineage: Eukaryota; Metazoa; Arthropoda; Insecta; Lepidoptera; Tortricidae
Exons: 1
Coding region: 303-1670 (455 amino acids)
Source: RefSeq, a predicted model, not a curated record